This is a messenger RNA of Oncorhynchus kisutch (coho salmon), 1705 nucleotides long. RefSeq names its product dihydropyrimidinase-related protein 1. Lineage: Eukaryota; Metazoa; Chordata; Actinopteri; Salmoniformes; Salmonidae. The record is from RefSeq and is a predicted model, not a curated record. The coding region runs from base 231 to 1598 and encodes 455 amino acids. Gene Ontology annotation, cellular component: cytosol. The transcript has 10 exons. Gene Ontology annotation, molecular function: hydrolase activity, acting on carbon-nitrogen (but not peptide) bonds, in cyclic amides.
CUGGCUCCGAUAGAAACUAGAGCACUACAUCAUCAUCAUCAUAAUCGUCCUCUCCUCGAGACACGCAUCAAAGUUCACGUCGCACCGAAAACACAGGUGCCUUGCAGCGCGAGACCGUCGAUAACGGAGUAAAAAGACGGUCCCAUUUAACCGAUCUAAUCUCAAACCUUUUUACAUCAGCAGUUGUUGUUAUUAAUGUGAGUAGAAAGGCUACAGAUACGGUCGUUAUCAUGUCUGACUGCAGGACGCAGUGGAACCGGGAGAACGAGCUGCCGGUCUACCUGGCAGGAACGAUUACAACCGGGCCGAACCAACGGAAAUCCUACGGGAUGUUUUCCUCGGCGGAUGGCGCCUACGACAGCAAGACUGUAGACUGUGAUAACUUUGCCGCGGGAAGGAGAGGAACCAGGACUCCCAGGAGCGUCAGCCGAGACAGCCUCCUCGACCACACCGAUGGCGACGUUCCUAAGACGGCAAGUGAGGCCAGUGAGGUCCGGGCUGUCGGUUCUCAGGUCAGCUCACCCGGGGAGAGAGAGGAUGUGAGGCCGGGUGUGGAGAUUGAGUACCCGGCAGGGAGGCAGUGUCACUCCGGUCAGAAGAAUGGAAAGAGUGAGAGGUUGCUGAUUAAAGGGGGUCGUGUGGUGAAUGACGACCUGUCUCAGUAUGCAGACGUCUAUGUGGAAGAUGGCCUUAUAAAACAGGUGGGUGAUAACCUGGAGGUACCUGAUGAUGUGAGGGUGCUGGAGGUUAAUGGAUGUCUGGUGAUACCUGGAGGUAUAGAUGUGAACACCUGUCUGAUGAAGCCUCACCUGGGCUGUCCACCUGUAGACGACUUCUACCUGGGCAGCAGAGCCGCGUUGGCCGGGGGCACCACCAUGAUCAUUGACCAUGUGACUCCUCAGCCGGGUGACAGCCUGCUGGAAGCGUUUGAGCGCUGGCAGGAGUCAGCUGACAGGAAGUGUUGCUGUGACUACUCGCUGCACGUCGACCUGCCGCACUGGCACCCGGGGGUCAAGGAUGAGCUGGAGGUUCUAGUGCAGGAGAAAGGGAUCAACUCAUUCCAGGUGUAUAUGUCCUAUAAGGAUUCGUUGCAGAUGACUGACUCUCAGUUGUAUGAGGUGUUCUCCUUCCUGAAGGAGUUGGGGGCUGUGGUGAUGCUGCAUGCUGAGAACGGAGACCUCAUUGCUCAGGAACAACGUAAGGUCCUCAGCCUGGGAAUCACUGGACCUGAGGGACACCCCCUGAGUCACCCUGAAGAGCUGGAGGCGGAGGCAGUGUUCCGUGCCAUCACCAUCGGCAACAGAGUCAACUGUCCCGUCUACAUCACCAAGGUGAUGAGCAAGACUGCUGCCGACACCAUUACCCUGGCCAGGAGGAGAGGUUCCGUUGUGUUUGGGGAGCCCAUCACAGCCAGCCUGGCCACAGACGGAUCGCACUAUUGGAGCAAGAACUGGGCCAAGGCCGCCGCCUACGUGACAUCUCCGCCGCUCAGCCCCGACCCCACCACCCCAGAACACCUCCACGACCUGCUGGCCUGGCUCUGGAGUAUAACAUCUUUGAGGGGAUGGUGUGUCGGGGGGGUCCUGUCGUCGUGGUGACCCAGGGGAGGGUGGUCUAUGAGGAGGGGGAGGGGCUCCACGUCCAGCAGGGUUCAGGACGCUUCAUCCCCCGCCAAGCCUUCCCAGACUACGCCUACCAACGCAUC